Emiliania huxleyi CCMP1516 is the source of this 258-nucleotide messenger RNA. RefSeq lists its product as hypothetical. Bases 1 to 258 code for a protein of 85 amino acids. The record is from RefSeq and is a predicted model, not a curated record. The transcript has 3 exons. NCBI's taxonomy places the organism in Eukaryota, Haptophyta, Isochrysidales, Noelaerhabdaceae.
AUGACCAAGAUGGAGCAGUACGCCCUCUCACCAAAGGAGCGGCCGCUGCACUCGCUCGCCUAUGGCGUGCACUACACGAUGGGCACGCAGCCGCUCUGCGACGUGCUCCGCGUCGCCAGCGGCGUGCGUCCCGUCUUCUCGGUUGAGGAGCGGCUCAGGGCGGCCGUUGGGCUCGCCACCGGAGAUCGGGGCGACAGCGACGGGGAGAAGGGCGUCGAGUCGCGGGGAGCAGCAACCCUCAGCAGACGGCUCCACUGA